Amborella trichopoda is the source of this 1447-nucleotide messenger RNA. The record is from RefSeq and is a predicted model, not a curated record. Lineage: Eukaryota; Viridiplantae; Streptophyta; Magnoliopsida; Amborellales; Amborellaceae.
AGGGUAAUUCGAAGAUUAAACGUCAAGGGGCAGUUGCAGAGACCCCUCAUCCAUUAUCUUUUCAUAAAACACACCCACUCCUUUGUCCAUUCCCUUUCCAUAAAACACACCCACUCGACAAGGAGAAGCCUAAUUUUACUCCCUUUUCAUAGUUCCUAUUAAACCCAUUUGUUGAUCUUUGUGCGUUCUUCUUCUACCAAAAAAACAGAGAGAACGCAUAUCCUUCUUUUCUCUUUGCUUUUGUCCAUACCAAAAAAAAAAGAAAAAAAACCUAGUUUCUACCCAAGAAGAACAGAGACAAAAACCCAUUUAGAUUUAACCCAUAUAAUCUUUUCCCUUUUCUUUUAUCCAAACAAAAAGAAGAGGAAAAAGUCAUUUUUGCAGAAACCAGUUCUUCUACAAGGAAAAAAGAGAAAACCCCUUUCAUUUAGAGCCCAUAUCCUCUUUUCUCUUUGCUUUGACCCAAACGAAGAGAACAGAACAAGCUUUUUCUCAUUAUCCAUCAAACCCAUUUUCAUCAUUCUUCAAAAACCAGCAUUACGGGCCAAGAUCUACAAAAAAAAGAAGAAAGAAACCCUGUUCCUAUAACAUUUCAGAUACCUUCAAUUUCGUUUGAAGUUCUCUGAGAAAAACCCUUUUGUUCUGACUCAAGAAAACCCUAUACACCUCUAGAUCUCCAGAAACCCCAAUUUCUUCCGAAAAAACUGCACUCAAUUCAAAUCCCCUUGAAUAACCUCUAGGUGUGAAGAUGUGUUGUACAGGGAAAUUAUGCAGGAUCUGCACUUGCCUGAUUCUUCUGAUUAUACUGAUUGGUCUUCUUUUUGGAUUUGGAGUCUUCAAGCAUGGCUUCCACAAGCUUAAGGAGUGUCUCCAUGACUGCAAUGGAAAAGCACAGAUGAGUUAUUAUCCACCACCAGGAAGGCCUUUCAUGUAUAAUGCACCAGUUCCUCAGUAGUUUCAGGCUUUCUAUGGCCUUUUUGUUUAAUGGGUUUUCUUCUUUUUCUUUAAUGGGUUUUCUUGUAAUCACAGUGUUCAGUUUUUCGGGGAGUGGUUAUGCUUUUAUGGUUUUAUUGGGAGUUCUGUUUGGUUUCGUUUGAUUUGAUGGUAUGGUACUUUCUUCGAGAAUCUGAGAGUUAUGAAGGAGGUUUUUGUUGCAGUGAUUUGAUUUUGUGAGUAUGGGGAGAGAGUAUAUUUUUUCAGUAUUAACAAGAAUAAUAAUGGAUUAUUACUUAUGGUUUGGCAUUUUAUCUGUUAUUUUUGUUAUUCAUUAUUUUGGUUUAUGAAUAUGCAUUUUUGUUAUUCAUUGUUUUGGUUUAUGAUUAUGCAUUGAAAUCAUAGUGCAUAUGAGAAUUGUGGGAGGGGGAUUUGUGGAAUAAUCUCCUGGGGAAGGAGGAAAGUGCUGUAACUUUUCAGGAUUAAGCAAAGGAAUGGGUGAAUUAUUAAUUUC